Messenger RNA from Ziziphus jujuba (common jujube), 1710 nucleotides. Its product is annotated as transcription factor RAX2. The transcript has 3 exons. NCBI's taxonomy places the organism in Eukaryota, Viridiplantae, Streptophyta, Magnoliopsida, Rosales, Rhamnaceae. The coding region runs from base 376 to 1389 and encodes 337 amino acids. The record is from RefSeq and is a predicted model, not a curated record.
AGUGAGGCUGAUAUAUAUGGGGCUGCCAACCUAUAAGUUGGAAAGUUCUAAUGGCGUUUAGCUAAUCACAAUUGGAGUUAGAAACUUUGUUUUUUCUUGAUCAUAUAUUUCCUAUACAUCAUUUUGACUUAUACAUAUAUGUCUGGAAUAAAAUAUUCAUAAAUCUUUUUAUAUCUUUUCUUUUAUUUUUUUUUUUUUUUGGGGACAAAUAAUCCAAAUUAUUAUCAAAAGCCCUUAAGUUCCACCAUUCCCCCAACAAAAAGUUCAUUUCAGAAAGUGAGACCCCUUUGGUUUCCUCUAAAACUUUCUCACAGACAGGGAGAGAGAGAGAGAGAGAGAGAGAUCAAAGAAAGAGAAAGUGAAAGAAAGAAAGAGAUGGGUAGAGCUCCUUGUUGUGACAAGGCAAACGUGAAGAAAGGGCCAUGGUCACCAGAGGAAGACUCAAAGCUGAAGGAUUACAUUGAGAAAUUUGGAACUGGCGGCAAUUGGAUUGCUCUUCCACAAAAAGCUGGCUUGAAGAGGUGUGGGAAAAGCUGUAGAUUGAGAUGGCUUAACUAUCUGAGGCCAAAUAUUAAGCAUGGAGAAUUUUCAGAUGAGGAAGAUAGGAUAAUAUGCAGCAUGUUUGCUAGCAUUGGUAGCAGAUGGUCAAUUAUAGCCGCUCAGUUGCCAGGAAGGACUGACAAUGAUAUCAAGAACUACUGGAACACUAAGCUGAAGAAGAAGCUCAUGGGUUUGGUUAAUCUUCCUAAUAAUUCUCAAAGAAAACCUCCACCAUUUCCUUCUUCAUCACAUCAGAACCAACCAUAUCCAAUAUCUCAACCACUACUCUCAUCUCUAUACAACACAUCUGUCUCAAGCUUUGACCCGUAUGUUUCAUUCCCAUCCAAUUAUUAUUCAUCAAACCCUUCUCUUUUCCAUACCCAAGAAAACUUCCUUGGUGGUAAUUAUUCAUCAAUGCAGUGUUAUUAUGGGAAAGAUCAGAAUAGUAAUAAUGUUCUAAUGUUUGGGAAUGAAGGAAGUUGCACUUCAUCUGAUAAUGGGAGCUCCAACAACAAUCAUAUCAAACAAGAAGACAUGGGUUGUAGUGCUUUUCAAAGCUAUAAUUUGGGCAAUGGUGGUUUUGAAGAAAAUGAGAACUUCAUGCUUAAUUAUGGAAGUAGCAGUACUAGUACUACUGGAUGUUGUGGGUAUUUUGAAGAAACUAGUCCAUUAGACUAUGUUGUUGAGGAUGUUAAACAGCUGAUAAGUAAUUGUGGUACCAGUAAUAAUUACAACAAUGGGUCCAACAGCUUCUUCUUCUUCAACAACAACAACAACAACAACAACAACAACAGCAAUAUUAAUAUUGAUGAAAACAAGACACAAGAGAAGGUCAUGUACUUCUACUGAUGAAAGACUCUCUGACUGUAGGUAAAAAUCAGAAAAAAAAAAAAAAAAGAUUUGAUGGGGUAAGGGGAAAGGAAAAGGUAUGGUUGUGGAGAAAGAUUUGAUCAGAACAGACUUUUGAGUUCAUGGGGUUCUGUGUAUUUUAUAUUAUCAUAAAAUUAAAUGAAACAUUUUUUUUUUAGUAUAUAUAAAUAGUACAUUUGCUAAAGCAAAGCUUCUUUUCAUUUUGUGCAUUUCUUUUUGGGAGGGAAGUGAUGGCGAUGAUGAUGAUGUUAUAUUUUUUUUGUACGGUCUUCCCCUGCAUACCCCAAUCACAGAUAAAUG